Talaromyces stipitatus ATCC 10500 is the source of this 1107-nucleotide messenger RNA. RefSeq names its product fatty acid hydroxylase, putative. The transcript is spliced from 3 exons. The record is from RefSeq and is a predicted model, not a curated record. Gene Ontology annotation, molecular function: fatty acid 2-hydroxylase activity; heme binding; iron ion binding. The coding region runs from base 1 to 1107 and encodes 368 amino acids. Gene Ontology annotation, biological process: lipid biosynthetic process; fatty acid metabolic process. Gene Ontology annotation, cellular component: membrane; endoplasmic reticulum. Lineage: Eukaryota; Fungi; Ascomycota; Eurotiomycetes; Eurotiales; Trichocomaceae.
AUGCCUGGAAAGACUCUUCCAACGUUUACUGAGGCCGAGGUGCGAUCCCACAACUCCAGUAAAUCCUGUUUUGUGACAAUCGACCUGAAGGUUUACGAUGUGACCGAUUUCCUGGAGGGCCAUCCAGGAGGCGAGGAAUUGAUUUUGGAGUAUGCCGGAAAGGACGUUAGGGAUAUACUGAAGGAUGGGAACUCUCACGACCAUUCCGACUCUGCGUACGAGAUCUUGGACGAGUAUCAUAUCGGUUUUCUCACCAAUGGCACCUCCAAUGGAGCACAGGCCAAUGGGAACCCAAAGGCUGUCUAUGAGAGGACAGGCAUGGCACACGAGGACGAUCUUUCUGUUGAAACCGAUGUUGUGUCCGAUUACAAAACGCAUAAAUUUCUAGAUUUGUCAAGGCCUCUGUUUCCUCAGAUCUGGUUCGGGGGCUUCUCGAAGGAUUUUUACCUUGAUCAAGUCCAUCGCCCACGACACUACAGAGGCGGAAAAUCUGCACCCUUGUUCGGAAACUUUUUAGAACCUUUCUCUAAGACCCCGUGGUAUGUUAUACCUAUUUUGUGGGGGCCUUGCGUGGCAUAUGGUACUAUGAUAGGUGUUACUGGGUUGAAUAACAAUGUUGGCUCCGUCGGAUACUUCGUUCUGGGUUUAUGUGUGUGGACGUUGUUGGAAUAUGGAAUGCAUCGCUUCCUGUUCCAUAUCGAUAAAUGGCUCCCUGACAAUCGUGUCGGGAUUACUCUUCACUUCCUGCUACAUGGCAUUCAUCACUAUCUACCCAUGGACAAGUAUCGCUUAGUCAUGCCACCAGCAUUGUUUAUGCUACUUGCUGCUCCAUUCUGGAAAGUUGCGCAUGGAAUCCUCUUCUUUAACUGGUAUGCCGGAUUACUCGCGUACUGCGGAGGCGUCGCUGGGUAUAUCAUGUAUGACAUGACUCAUUAUUUCCUCCACCAUCGCAAUUUACCUGCAUAUUACAAGGGGCUCAAGAAGUACCAUCUUGAACAUCACUUCGCCGAUUAUGAGAAUGGAUUUGGCGUCACUAGCCGAUUCUGGGACCGUGUCUUUGGCACUGAGCUUGAACUACCACCUCCAAAGGUCAUCAAGACACAGUAG